UCUCUUGGUAAGGUCUCCCACAGGAUGUUGGUCAGCAGAAUCAAGGUACAUGCUACUCUAACGUACGACACCUUGAGGUUUGGCGAUUUUGAAGAUUUUCCAGAAACAACAGAGCCAGUUUGGAUUUUAGGAACAAAAUACAGUGCACUCACAGAUAAAGAUGAGAUCUUUUCAGAUGUCACCUCACGGCUCUGGUUUACAUACAGGAAGAAUUUCUCUCCCAUUGGUGGCACAGGACCGACCUCUGAUAAUGGCUGGGGUUGCAUGUUGCGAUGUGGUCAAAUGAUCUUUGCCCAGGCGCUCAUAUGCAGACAUCUGGGUCGAGAUUGGAGAUGGGUAAAUGGGAAACAGCAAAGAGAUGAAUAUUAUAAUAUAUUGAAUGCUUUUCUUGACAAAAAGGACAGCUACUACUCCAUUCAUCAGAUAGCUCAAAUGGGAGUUGGAGAAGGAAAGUCGAUUGGUCAGUGGUAUGGUCCAAACACUGCAGCACAAGUAUUGAAGAAACUCACAUUCUUUGACAACUGGAGCUCGUUAGCAGUUCAUGUGGCGAUGGAUAACACAGUAAUAAUUGAUGACAUCAAAAUGUUGUGCAAGUCUGAGAGUCCAUGUGCGGGGGCAGCAGCAGCAGCAUUCCCUCCAUCUGUUGGUCAAAGGCCAUUCAAUGGGUAUCCAUCAGGUGCAAAUUGCUCAGAAGACACAUUAGCGUGGAAACCACUAGUGUUACUAAUACCUCUAAGAUUGGGACUCAGCGAGAUCAAUGAAGCAUACAUCAAAACAUUGAAGAAAUGCUUCAUGAUGCCACAAUCUCUUGGAGUCAUCGGUGGCAAACCCAACAGUGCCCAUUAUUUCAUCGGAUAUGUAGAUGAUGAGCUAAUCUACCUUGAUCCACACACAACACAGCCUGCAGUGGAGCCAUUUGAUGAUUUCUCUAUACCAGAUGAGAGUUUCCACUGUCAACAUCCUCCUUGUAGGAUGAGCAUCUGUGACUUGGACCCAUCCAUCGCUGUGGGCUUUUUCUGCAGCACAGAGGAGGAUUUUAAUGAUUGGUGUAAACGAAUGAAAAUGAUUUCACAAGAGAAGGAUGCGUUACUGAUGUUUGAAUUGAUGGAUUAUCAGACUGCUCGCUUCCCUGAUGUCCACUGUCUUACUCCUGAUUUUACAGAUUCUGAAAGACUGGAACGAUUCUUUGACUCUGAAGAUGAAGAUUUUGAAAUCCUCUCAUUAUAAAACAAGACAUUUCCUGAAUUCAGUUUUCUGAGAGCAAGGUGUUUGGUGAUUCUCAUGCUGCCAGUAUUCUGAAGGAUUGGCAAAUUGGCACAGGUUUCAUUAAAUCAUGUUAUUACCAUCAGUGCACUGGGAUACUCAGAAGGUGCGCACUCUUCUGGACCCCUCUGAGAAAAUAUAUCCCUCAUCUGUGAGCUCAUCAUCCUUCAGACUAUUUGAUGACUAAAUGCAAACCUGACUCUGCUUUACCAACACAUCAUAUUUAUCGUGUUCUUCAGCAAAUUUUUGUUGUACUUUAGGAGCAUACUGAAGGACAUAAUUUGAAAGCUACUGGGGUUUUAUCCAGCAGCUUGUUUGUCAGCAGUCCUGCAGCAAGAAUGGAGUCCUGUUGAAGCAACAGAAAAUAAGUGGACAAGAUUGCAGACUGAUUGGAUUUUCUCCUCUUGUGAUGUCAAAGGGACUUGUAUUAAACCACCUCUCUUCAUACUGAGUUGGGUUAAUUAAACCCACAUUGAACAGAGAAUUGUAGGUAAACCUGGGCUUGUUAACAGGUAGACGUGUGGGAGGAUUUUCCUUAAAGGAUGCAAUUAAUGGCUUCCUGUAUAAUUUCGGGAAAUUUUAUUUUCUUUCUAAUGACUCUCUGCCUUUUCAGCUCUAUUACUGGCUUUGAGAUGCACUAACUUGACCACCCUGCGUUUCCAGACUGUUUAGCAAGAAGAAAAGGCUGUGCUGUAUUGUAUUAUCAGUUGAGCUGCUCAAGGGCAACUUUGGGAUACAGAGGGAACAGCUCAGUGAUGUGUCUACCACUGAUCCUAGAAUCAGGUUUAGAUCUUAACGUGUUGGACUUGAUCAAAUUCAUUUGAGGACCAAAUGUCAUGCAUCAGUCCUAUGAAGCAGAUUACUGAAUUAUAAUCAAUGCAGGAGCAUAACGCUAUGUUAGUUCAGUCUACUGGAUGUCAGUUUCACCAUGCCUGCAUUUAGCUAAUUAAAAUGAAUGAUGCUAUUGAACACAUGGGCACAAGUUGAUGUCUGUCCAAAUAUAUUUGUUCUUACUAUAUUUGAAAAUUCUGUAAGUGCUAUGCCAGGGUGUUCGCUGUGACAGAUAUCUUAUGAUGGACUCCAUACUCAUAUGUUUGUUAGAGGGAGGUUAUUUGCUGCUCAGUUAAACAGUAGGUGUAGUAAAGCACAAUAGUAAAUAGCAUUUAUAGAACCAAAGAACAAUAGGUUGCCAUUAAACCCAUAAAAUAUUUCAGUUAGCCACUUUAUAUAAUUAACACUUAAGAUUGUGAACUGUUUCCAAGUGUAUGAAGUAUAUUUGCUGUUGUUGACAUUGUGAUUAUAUCAGCUGAUUGAGUUAUUGAAACAAUGUAUAAAAACAUUCAAGCAAAUACGUAUGUGUGUUAUAGGGUAGGAUACAGAGAGCAGUAAAGAAUAUUACAACAUCUUUAGGCACUAAAUUCUUUUAGUCAGUCCUCCCCAAGUUACUAACUGUCAUAGAAGACGUUGGUGCUGGUUAUCUGCGUUUUAAUAGGAUUGCCAUGGUUUUGUCAAGAUUGACUGCCAACAGUUCGUUUAAUACUGUACAGGUAAUAAAUAGGUUUAUGGGAAUUUGGUCAUGUUCUCAGUUUAAUCGAAAAGGUACAAUUACUGCAGCAAAGGAACAGUUCUGCCAGUGUGCUGAAUAGUUGAUUGUGAACCAUGUUUAAAUAGCACCUAUUUUGAAGAGGCUGAUAAAUGGACUGCUGAAAAUAUAAUGUAUCUGAAUAAAUUGUUUUAAAUAACA
This is a messenger RNA of Hemiscyllium ocellatum (epaulette shark), 3007 nucleotides long. RefSeq names its product autophagy related 4B, cysteine peptidase (gene atg4b). The coding region runs from base 25 to 1227 and encodes 400 amino acids. The record is from RefSeq and is a predicted model, not a curated record. Lineage: Eukaryota; Metazoa; Chordata; Chondrichthyes; Orectolobiformes; Hemiscylliidae. The transcript has 13 exons. Gene Ontology annotation, molecular function: protein-phosphatidylethanolamide deconjugating activity.